GCUAAUCCGCCAGUCAAUCCACCACUGAGAGACUUUACGUACCUGGUUGAAUUUCCCGUGGCAGUAUUUUUGAGCUUGGGGCACAUGGAAAACCUCGUCCAUGUAGGGCUCCCGUUGCUCCCGGGUGACUUUGGAGAAGAGCAGGCAGGACACCAGAAAGUUGGUGCUGCACAGCGCCGUGAAGAUGUAGCCUUCAAAUUUAUCCAUGCUGAUUUUUCGACACGCAAUUGCAAUCGGAAACUAAACGUUAAAGCUGACAACCUGUCGUUUAAAUUGCAUCGCUACUGCUCGACGCGCGAUUGAAAAGCACUUGAAAAUAGUAAAUGCGCGUGGGCUAUUGUUGAGGUCGCAGCAACAAAACGGAAGCGCUGUUCUCGACAGCGAGUGGUCCGCUUCGAAAACAGGCUCGGUAUAGCUACAUGUAGUCCGCGUUCGUGCUUAGAUGGUUGUUUUACUCACCAUUAGUUUAAUAUGGACGAAUAAUAACACCCGCAAUGUAGCAAAAAGGUCUUAUAAGUGUGUGUGUACAAUAAUUUAUAGGGUCUUAAAAUAUUUUUUGUAGCGUAGUUUUACCCAAGUGCGUCUUUCCGGUGUUGCAGUGCUUUUGGUCCCUCGCUCACGGUUUCCCUGGUGCGCGGCGUCGUGUUUUCUCCUGCCAAGUGCACAUUAAUCGUCUUUAAAAACUAAAAUGCACUUAUCUCAGACGCUGGAACUUUUCCCCGACCUCACCGUGACGCAAAUUCUUUUUAAAGAGGUCCAAAAUGCCGCGGAGCUCCGGCAAAACGCCGUGGAGGGGAAAAUAAAAGGUGCCCUGCUCAAGCCCACUAUUCUGGUGAGUCCCUUCCAAGUGUUGGUGGCUGCUAAUAAGGCUGUGCACUUACAGAAAGUCGGUCAAAUGAAGACAAGAAGCUUAUUUUCAGAGAUCAUCUUAAACCUGUCACCAACAAAAAAUAUCUCAGAAGCCUUCAAAAGAUUCGGGAUCUCGGACAGUGACAACUCGGUCCUGGUGGUCCUGGUCCACGACAAAGAGGAAUCUCACCUCGUGAGGGACAUCGCGACCAAAGUGGACGGACUGCAGAUUCCAGUCGACGACGUGUCCUCGCUGUCAGACCUUGAAAAGAUUAAAAAGCUGUACAAAGUAACUCCUCAGGAGUGUGGCACUCUUCGAGAUGCCGUUGUAUGCAGAAUGGCCACCAAGGAUGUGAUGUAGCUUCAAUAAGUCGCACAUCUUCUGAUACAGUGCAGCGUAUUGUCUAGCUUUCCUCAAAUUAGGAUGUGGCUCAUAGUUUCCUCUUCUCUCAACACAAACAAAAAUGUCAACUAGACAGUCAAGAUUGAAUGUCAUGCUUUAUUUUGUUCAAAAAUGUGCGUCAAGAAAAGACAAAAAACAGAAAUAAAAUAUGUCAGUGACACUACAAUAAUUUUCUUUUAGUAUGGCAUUUCUCUAACAGUUAAUUUUUAGGGAUAGACCGAUUAUCGGCCGUGCUGAUAGUCUGCAUUUUGACACACAUUUGCAUUUUUUUUAAAUCAGACAGCCUGUAAGAAAUCAAAUUAAAUCUGAAUAAACUUCAGGGGACUAUUAAAUUGAUUCAAAUUGCUGUUAACUUUACUAGAUGCUGCUGCUGAGCCGAGGAGCUCCCUGCACUUUUUGUUAGAAUUUUAAAACAAAGAUGUCUCUUGUGCAUCCAUCCGUUUUCUGUACCGCUUAAAUAAAACCUUUAACAUGUUGCAAA
Messenger RNA from Phycodurus eques (leafy seadragon), 1733 nucleotides. It is a transcript of the gene tprkb, whose product is annotated as Tp53rk binding protein. Gene Ontology annotation, cellular component: EKC/KEOPS complex; cytosol; nucleus. NCBI's taxonomy places the organism in Eukaryota, Metazoa, Chordata, Actinopteri, Syngnathiformes, Syngnathidae. Gene Ontology annotation, biological process: telomere maintenance via recombination; tRNA threonylcarbamoyladenosine modification. The record is from RefSeq and is a predicted model, not a curated record. The transcript is spliced from 4 exons. Bases 689 to 1210 code for a protein of 173 amino acids.